Molecule: messenger RNA, 1041 nt
Organism: Python bivittatus (Burmese python)
Lineage: Eukaryota; Metazoa; Chordata; Lepidosauria; Squamata; Pythonidae
Source: RefSeq, a predicted model, not a curated record
AUGGACCAGAUCAUAUCUUUAUUUGUUAUAAUUGUUUCCAUGGAAUUACUAUGCUAUCUUCAACCUACACUUUCAGCUCCAAUCCAAAUCUAUGAAAAGCUGGAGAAGACUGAGUCAAGUCUUCCAAAUCCAGAAGACAAUCCUACCACAAAACAGGAAGAUUCUGGAUCUCUUGUGGAAUGUACAGUGAUCCCAAAUCGGCCCGCCUUGGCAAAAAUUGUUGUUGAAGGAAGUAUAGCUUUCUCUUUCGCUCUCCUCAUUGGAAUUGCCGCGUGCUGUUUCCUUAGUUUCCACCAAGAUAAACUGAGGAAAGUAGGCCCUAUCAUCAAGCAAUACGCCAAAAAAAAUUACUUUUUGAGGCAAAUCCAGAAAGAAAAAGAAGCAGCUAGAAAGAAGCUAAAGCAAGAACAUAAGAAAGAUCACAUUGAAGUUGAGGAGAAAGAAUGGAAGAGAAGGAAUAAAUUGAAAAGAAAAAAGCAAAAAGUUGAGGAAGAAGAUGAAGAUGAUGAUAAUGAAGAAGAAGAAGAAAGAACGAAAAGAGGAAAAAGGAGAAAAAAACAGGCCAAGAAACAUGCUGUGAAGAAACACGUUGGUAAAAUUAAGAAAGCUGCGAAACCAAAAGUCAUUAAAAAGCAUGUUGGCAAAGUGAAGAAGAUGGCAAAAUCACAGGCCAAGAAACAUGUCCAUAAGAUGAAGAAAGUUGCAAAGUCCAAGGCUGUGAAGAAACACGUUGGUAAAAUUAAGAAAGCUGCGAAACCAAAAGUCAUUAAAAAGCAUGUUGGCAAAAUGAAGAAAGUUGCAAAGUCCAAGGCUGUGAAGAAACACGUUGGUAAAAUUAAGAAAGCUGCGAAACCAAAACAUGUGGGUAAAAUUAAGAAGGCUGUGAAACCAGAAGUCAUGAAGAAACAUGCUGGAAAGAUAAAGAAGGCAGCAAAAUCAAAGUCUGGAGAAGCUAGAAAAAUGACAAAAAGAGCCAAGGGCAGGACCGAUGAAAAGAUGAAAAAAGCAUCAAAGAAGGACAACAAAAUAAAGCUGAUCCAG